Symbiodinium sp. CCMP2456 is the source of this 734-nucleotide messenger RNA. The record is from the annotation of a GenBank genome assembly. Lineage: Eukaryota; Dinophyceae; Suessiales; Symbiodiniaceae.
AUGGCGCCCAAGCGACACAAGAAGCGCUGUGCAGCGGCAGCACUGGAAGACGACCCCAUCAUCACGGACGUGGACACAGACUCUGACCUUGAGCAACAUGCAGUCAGAUUACCCCCGGGACUUACACUAGACAUGUUGCCGCCUGCAAUACCCGAACAAACAGCCAGCAGCCUGGAACAAGAAUGUCAGCGGCAAUUAUUCAACCAGUACAUCGAGAUGGAUGUAUUCCAAAGACUGGCCAAGGAGCUAGACUCCGAUCCCCUCAGGCCUUCUACGCUAUGCCGACGAGGACUGACGUCAAAAUCCUUUACAGUUGGCGCGUUCUACCAUGCAGGCACCGUUGGUAUACGAUGCAACACCAAAGAGCACCCAUGGAUUUCCGCACUUCUGGCCUACAUGGUGCGGGCUUGUACGCACAUGCCGUUCGCAUCAGUCUCAUUGCUUUGCAAUGUGCGCAUGACGGCGCACCGCGACAAGUACAACAUGGAAGACACGGACAACAUGGUCAUUCCAGUGUCUAGGUUUCGGCAAGGGCAACUUUGGAUCGAAGACGACCACGGACCAGAUCUUUCCCCAGCCGGCAAACAUCGUGGACGCAACCAUGCAGUCAAAUUACCAGGAGUACAAUUCGACCCGUGCAAGCUCCACGCAACAUGCCCGUGGAAACACGACCGCAUCGUCCUCUCAGCGUACACAACCAAAAAGAUCGGCGACCUCAAGAACCAAGACAAAAA